AUGCCAGAUUAUUUGGGUUCUGACCAACGUAAAACGAAAGAUCAGAAAGAUGAUGAAAAACCUAUUAAGGCUCUUGAUGAAGGCGAUAUAGCCUUGUUGAAAACAUACAGUUCGGCUGCAUACAGCAAAGAAAUAAAACAAUGUGAGGAAGAUAUACAGACUUACAUGAAACGAGUAAAUGAGCUGACAGGUCUAAAAGAGUCGGACACCGGCUUAGCUCCUCCUGCCCUUUGGGAUUUAGCUGCUGACAAAACUUGUUUAUCAAAUGAACACCCACUGCAGGUUGCUCGGUGUACAAAGAUAAUAAACUCUGAUACCGAGGAACCGAAGUAUAUCAUUAACGUCAAACAGUUUGCUAAAUUUGUUGUUGAUCUGGCCGACUCAGUAGCUCCAACUGACAUUGAAGAAGGAAUGCGUGUUGGAGUCGACCGAACAAAAUACCAAAUUCACAUUCCGCUACCUCCAAAAAUCGAUCCAAGCGUAACUAUGAUGCAGGUGGAGGACAAACCGGAUGUCACGUAUAGUGACGUUGGUGGGUGUAAAGAACAAAUCGAGAAGUUAAGGGAAGUCGUUGAACUACCACUACUCCAUCCUGAAAAAUUUGUCAAUCUUGGCAUCGAACCUCCUAAAGGUGUAUUACUUUUUGGACCUCCUGGGACAGGUAAAACAUUGUGUGCUCGAGCAGUUGCUAACCGUACCGAUGCCUGUUUUAUUCGCGUCAUUGGAUCUGAAUUAGUUCAGAAGUAUGUAGGUGAAGGUGCGCGCAUGGUUAGAGAAUUGUUCGAGUUGGCUAGAUCAAAAAAAGCAUGUAUCAUAUUUUUCGAUGAAAUAGACGCUGUUGGCGGUGCUCGUUUCGAUGAUGGACUGGGAGGUGAAAAUGAGGUUCAGAGAACUAUGCUUGAACUAAUUAAUCAGUUAGAUGGUUUUGAUCCAAGAGGCAACAUAAAAGUACUCAUGGCCACUAACCGACCUGAUACUCUCGAUCCUGCUCUUGUUAGACCUGGCCGUUUGGAUCGAAAAGUUGAAUUCGGUCUACCUGAUCUUGAAGGUCGGACUCAUAUAUUUAAAAUACAUGCCCGUUCCAUGUCCGUUGAGAAAGAUAUUCGUUACGAGCUUCUUGCUCGUCUUUGUCCUAAUAGUACUGGCGCAGAGAUUCGUAGCGUUUGUACUGAAGCUGGAAUGUAUGCUAUUAGAUCAAGACGGAAAAUGGCUACUGAGAAAGAUUUUCUAGAAGCUGUGAACAAAGUUAUCAAGUCGUAUGCUAAGUUCAGUGCAACUCCACGAUACAUGACGUACAACUAA
Schistosoma guineensis is the source of this 1302-nucleotide messenger RNA. The record is from the annotation of a GenBank genome assembly. NCBI's taxonomy places the organism in Eukaryota, Metazoa, Platyhelminthes, Trematoda, Strigeidida, Schistosomatidae.